AAAUAUCCGAGGACAUGGCACUCCGAUGAUGGAAUUUGUUAUCUGCUUUUGUAUGGUUAGAAAGAAGUCUAGAAGAAAACGGCUACAUCUGUUCGAUCCACGAUGCUGGCUGAUGAUACUCUUCGUGCUUUUACUGUGCGCAUGGCAGCUUUCCGACGCCCAAAGGACGUUAUGCGGUGAUACUGAGUGCUGGCACGGGAACUGCACGGGGGACGGACGUUGUUUAUGUUACCCUGGCUGGCAGGGUCCUGGGUGUCAACGGUGUGGUGGUCGAGUGAGAUUGACAGAGCCAAAUGGUGUAAUUACCAAUGGGAUAGGAAACUACAGCAAGGAUAUGAAGUGUACAUGGCUCAUUGAAAGCGGCAUCCAUAAUGCCACUAUUAGGUUUGAGUUUACACAUUUUGAGACUGAGUGUGGCUGGGACCAUCUGUAUGUGUAUGACGGCGACUCCAUGUUUGCUCCCAUGGUGGCAGCAUACAGUGGCCUCCUCUUGUCAAAAGGAAGCUCUACAAAGCUUCCAGAAAUCGUCACUCAUUCUGGGAGUGCCUUUGUUCAUUUUUACAGUGACGCUGUAUAUAAUAUGAGCGGAUUUAACUUAACCUACAGCGUCAAUGGGUGCUCACACAACUGUUCCUCCCAUGGUGAUUGUGUGGAUGGUGUGUGCCAGUGCUCGCAAGGCUGGACAGGAAGUGACUGUGGCACCCAAGUGUGUCCCCAAGAUUGUAACAAUGGUUCCUGUGACAAGGAGGAGGGGCGUUGUAUCUGUGACCCAUUUUUUAAAGGUGAAGACUGCAGCAUUGCUGAGGGUGCUCCAGUGUAUGAAGCUCAGCCUGCUACUGGUUGGGUGCGUGGCCGGGCUAUGCACCAGGCGCUUGUCUUAGGCGAUGCCAUGUGGGUCCUUGGUGGUGAAAGCCUCACGGAACUGGACCAGCAGAUUGCCAAGUACGACUUCCUCACGCGAAAGUGGCACACAGUGAAGCCAACCACCACCAGCGCACCAGCCAAUCGCUAUGGCCAUUCAGUAGUAACAUACAGGGGUAAAUUAUAUCUGUUUGGUGGCACAUUGCGUGAUGGCCGCACAUCUAAUGACCUAUGGCGCUGGGAUCCUGAGGAACUGCGAUGGGCACAGCUUUCACCACACCAGCCUGAGUGCCAGAAUGAACUCUGCCCACCGUUGACAGCAUCAGGCCACACCGCUGCCAUUGUGGACAACACCAUGGUGGUCAUCUUUGGACAUAACCCCGACUAUGGAUACCUCAAUGUUGUGCAGGAGUAUACCUUUGGUACCAACAAAUGGGAGAUUGUGCAAGUGAAGGGAGCCAUUGUAAAAGGUGGCUAUGGUCACUCAAGUGUUUAUGAUCCUGGCAGACGCCAGAUCUUGGUGUUUGGGGGUUACCACUCACAGACAACCACAGGUGUUGUUGUGGAUUACCUCUACUCCUACCAGCCCCAUGACCGUACCUGGACACUCUUGGCACCCAGUGCCUCUCAUCGCUACCUGCACAGUGCAGUACUACUGCAUCGAAUGAUGCUCGUAUUUGGUGGCAACACCCACAAUGACACAGCCUUUAGCACGGGUGACAAGUGCUUCUCCGCCGACCUUCUUGCCUAUGACAUAGAGUGUGACUCAUGGCAUACACUGUCUGUGCCUUCGUCAUCCUACCUCCAGCUAGAGCGUUUUGGACAUUCUGCGGUGGUCUACAACGAGUCGAUGUAUAUUUUCGGUGGUUUUAAUGGCCAGAUGCUGACAAGUAUUGUGAAAUAUACACCAGGGUCAUGUCGAAGCUUCUCUACCCCCGAAAAGUGCAUUACAUCUGCAACUGGCAUCAAGUGUGCUUGGAAUCCAGACAAAAAGGCCUGCCAGGCAUUUCAUCUCUUCAAUGCAACCAAGGGAAUUCACACAUGUCCCCGAAAGUCAGCGGCCAACCUGACUGUGCUUUGUGAAAAGCAGACUUCAUGUCCGAGCUGUCUGCAGAAUAACUAUGGCUGUGUGUGGUGUGGCACUAUAUGCGCUCACAAGCGCUGUCCUAAAGGAUCUAAGGGCUUGGCCGAUGCAAGAGAGAACCAGACUGAUGUUGAACAAUGCCAGCAGUCGGAAAGCAGCAAUUGCGACAAGCUUCAUAAUUGCCAUGCCUGCCACACAGAAUUUCACUGUGGCUGGCAGAAUGAUCAUCGUUGCUACACAUUUGUUCGCGACUCUGGUAACAAGACGGAGAAGGCAGUGCUGUCGGACAACUAUAGAGUCAAGUGUGAUAACUCAUGCAGUUCACGUACAACAUGCAAGGCCUGCCUGUCGGGCAGUUGUAUGUGGUGCAUCAGCCAGCAGCGAUGCCUUGAGACCAAUGCAUAUGCUGCCACCUUCCCCCUGGCCCAGUGCACUGAGUGGACCACCACCAAGUGCACAGCCUUGUCAUGUGAGGACUUCCAGACAUGUAGUGCCUGUCAGGAGCAUGAGCGGUGCGGCUGGUGUGACGAUGGCAGCAAUACGGGCAAGGGCCAGUGCCUGGAGGGUUCAGCCUCGGGACCAUUGUCCCCUAUGGGUUCUGUGUACCGACUCAAUAGCAGCCUCUGCCCGGCCCCAAAUUGGUACUUCACGGACUGCCCCAAAUGCCAAUGCAAUGGACACAGCACUUGCAAUGGAUCAUCUGAGUGCCUUCAGUCCUGUCAGCACCGCACUGAAGGACCGCACUGUGAGCACUGCAUUGCUGGCUACCAUGGCAAUCCUGCCAAUGGUGGUAACUGCACCCCAUGUUUCUGCAACAACCAUGGCACUUUUUGCCAUAGGGAGACGGGCAAAUGCAACUGCACCACCAAGGGUAUCAUUGGUCCGAACUGUGAUAGAUGCGAUGAGCAAAAUCAUUACGUGGGCAGCCCCCAGGAGGAAGGUGGCACCUGUUUUUAUAAUCUCAGUAUUGAUUUUCAGUACACAUUCAACUUGUCCUCUGAGGACUACUACCGCAACAUCAAUUUUAUGAAUGUGCCAAUAAAGGUCGGCAACGAUGUAGAAUUCACCAUCUCUUGCUCUGGAAAGGCUUAUGUCAACAUCUCCAUUGGAUCAGGAGGCCAGCCACCAUCACGUGCUGAUGGUGAUGCAGAGCCUGCCCUGUUGGAUAGCCGCAAGUGUGACAACAUCAAGCUACCAUUCUACGAUGAGAAGCACAACUUUGGCUCGCAAAACACCACUUUUUUUGUAUACGUGUUCAACUUCACUACUCCAUUCGUGCUCCAAAUCUCUUUCUCCCAGCACCGGGCACUCGACCUGCUCCAGUUCUUCAUCACGUUUUCAAGCUGUUUUCUCUCGCUGCUAAUUAUAGCAGCCAUCCUGUGGAAGAUCAAGCAGAAGUACGACCUUUACAGAAGGCGACAGCAACUGUUUGUGGAAAUGGAACAAAUGGCGAGUCGUCCUUUUGCUGGGGUCACGCUCGAGUUGGACGGUGAGCCGGAUGGGUCGAGCAAGCAGUUUCAAGACGGUAUGAAGCAGGGACACCCAACGCCUGUGGCGCUCGAGCCCUGUGCCAGUGGCAAGGCAGCUGUGCUGACGCUAAUUGUGCGCAUGCCAACGGGGGGUCAGGAGCACACAGCCACAGGCCAGUCAGGCCUGGCCAUUGCCAGUGCCUUGGUCUCACUGGGGACCCUCUGCAAGAGCGACACCAUCAAAGAGGAUGGCAAAUCGGACUGCUGGAAGCCCUCGUCCCACCCAGGGACCUGCAUAUAAGUCGUCGGCCACUGUGAUAAUUGCUCAGUGUGUCACCUUUUGGUGGGUGGCACCACCUUUAUAUGGGGCACCAGCCAAGCUCCUUUGCCACUGCACGCUCUCGACGUUUCGCCAGCGGCUGCAAGACAUGCUGUUGUGAGUCGUGAUUGGCCCUGUGCUUUAUUGAACUGGCCUCCAUGCUUUUCUCCUCCUUGAGCAGUGGCUACUACUAUGCCCAGCAUGCACGUAUUGAGGCUGUUUGUUUUGGCUUGCAGCAACUACAUACCAAUUGGGGCUGCAGCUGCAUGAGAAAUGUUCUGGAUUUGAAACUGGUAUAGAAAAGGAUAAUUACUUUUUAAUCUAACAUGGAGAGGUCAGGUGAUCGUUAAGAAAUAUGCAAAAUAAUAUCAUUCCUUAUUUAUGCAGCAGUUGUUGAUAUUGCAACACUCUUGUUCUGAAGGUGCACAGAGAAUCAAGUGAUUAUCACUGGCCCAGAUACACUGCAUUCCUUUCGUGUUUGUGUUUGUAUGCUUAUUUUAAGGGCCUCUAAAGAUAAUUUGAAUAAGUGCAGUGGGUAUGUAAUAAUCAACUUGGCCAAAUAUGUUACUAUCGCAGGAAGUGCAUAAAUGAAUGUGAAGUACAGUGGAACCCUGAUUAUGUGUCGCCUGUUUAUGUGAUGACCUGCAUUUCAUAUGAACCAGCUAGGGCCCAUUAAUUUCAUAUGAACCAGCUAGGGCCCAUUAGCAACCAAUGCAUCAAAGGUCUAUAUUGCUUGACCCAGGCCAUACGUGACAUGCCUCCUAUGAAGCCUUGUGGUAAUUACUGCAAAACUAAAGUUGCUUGGCAGGCACAGGGGUCGGGCUGCACAGCUCUUCACAAACAUCCUGAGGGCAGUGUUCCGAGUAGAAUGACAAACAAAAGGAGAGUGUUCAGCAGCGUUGUGUGACAAUCGUGGAGCAUAGACACAUACCUGACAGGGCCCCAGUGGAAAGAUAUGCUGAGAUGUGUGCCCAUUUUAAAGCUCAUUUUUCCUCAAGACUUCCACCUUGUGUAAGGAGAUUUGUUUGUGAGGUACUCUUUGGCUGGCGUAUGCUGGAAUGCCUAAUGUUGCAACAAGUAAUAGAACAUUGCUGCAGCAUGAGUGUCAUUAUUUCAUUUUUGUGCGCACACUGUUAACUUGACAUCCAUGAAACUUGUUUCUAUCUAGAUACCAGCUUUGUUGAGUAGUUAUAAACGAUAGCAACAUGGGCACAUGUUUCAGCAGCCAUAGACACAUGUCACGCCUCUGUAUGGGGAAACAUACUCAGUGUAUUCGUUGUGGAUUGUGUACAGAAUAUUGUUUGUGCAAUGCAUAUUUUGGGCACUGUGUAGCUGCACUUGUGUGUGGCCCACAUGGCCCAUAAAUUUUCGUACUAGAGAAGUCUAGUAGUGCAGUCAUGCAGUCUACAUGGGAAUCAUGGGUAGUACAUGGAUUUUUCUAUAAUUUGGCAAGGAUAUUGAGAAAGCACAUCGGUGCAGCUUCUUUGUUUUUCUUUGUGGUUCAGCUGUGUUGCAUGUCGGCCUUAGAUUUUUUUUAGAGCAGGAAACAAUGAAAUCAUGAAAUAUCUAUUUUUUACUUGUUAUCCUUUUUUCGACAUAUCAUAGCGCACCUGCUGGCAGAAAACUAGCUUGAAACAGCAUGUGGAGUCAGAAAACGUUGUAUUUAUACCUCAAAAUUCUCAGUUUUGCCCAUGAAAGCACUGAAAAUUGCCUAUUUUGUGCCAUUUGCCAUUCCAAAACCACUUAUCAGAGCCAGGCCAUCUUGGUCUCGUUUGAAAGAGCAUCUUUCCAGCUUGCUUUUCUGUCAAAAACGAUCCUUCAAUGCUGCUUCAGAAGAAAGCUACAAGGCUUUGUAGCUUGAAAUGGACAAUUUCGCACUCUUAAUGGUAUCGCAUUUUUCUUGAAAAGUUAUUUUUCCAAGUCACAAAUUUUGGGAGCAGCACUGUUGCUCUACUACUCAUUUAUUUCUCCUCUUUCAUUUUUUUUUUUUUUUUUUUGGCCUCCUUGAAAGCUUCGAGAGUCUUAGAGUGCAGAACCACUCUGAUAUAGUGUUUUAGGGUAUGGCAACAUUUUUAAAUCUUGUAGAAAUUGCCAAUAAAAAUUCCCACCUGUUGCAACUUUAGAAUUUCGUAACUUCGUCUAAAACAUAGAUACAAACAUUAAAAUGCCAAGUUGCCCUCUUUGGACAUUCAGAAACAUACCUGCUUACUUUACCUCUCGCUGCAGUACAUUUUUUGCAACCGACCUCCUUAAUCGCAAUCAAAAAUCUUUUAACUAGGGAUCGACAAAUAUUCGGUAUUGUCGAAUAUUCGAUAGAAUUAUUCUAUAUUCGUUAUUCGCUUCGAUUCGAAUUCAGGUAUUCGAUAUUUUCGAAUUAUCCGGCGCGCCCGAAUAGGCAGCCAGAAGCCACGGACGGCCGGUACACAUCUCGAAGGCUAUGCUUCACGUCGUGGCUGCCAUACAUCAACCAUAAAUCUCGAAGUCUAUACAUUUUUGUAUUAAAGAGCCGGAAAUGUGCGAUGCAAAAGAGCAGAAAUGGCGCUAGAGUACAACUGAAACGAAGCGGCAGAUUCUG
Dermacentor silvarum is the source of this 6308-nucleotide messenger RNA. RefSeq names its product attractin-like protein 1 (gene dsd). The transcript has 24 exons. The coding region runs from base 26 to 3715 and encodes 1229 amino acids. NCBI's taxonomy places the organism in Eukaryota, Metazoa, Arthropoda, Arachnida, Ixodida, Ixodidae. The record is from RefSeq and is a predicted model, not a curated record. Gene Ontology annotation, cellular component: Golgi apparatus. Gene Ontology annotation, molecular function: protein binding.